CUGGGGCGUCGUACGGGGCGUCUGGCGCGGUGACUCGCGCGCACGAUGCGGCACGCGUUAGCGCUGUUGCUGCUCGCCGCGUUUUCAGCUGCCUCUGCGCAGAUCGCUUGGACGCCGAUUUUCUUGGACGGGAGCAGUCAAGUGGACCUAUGGACGCAAGCGUCGUCGGGAUGCGCGUGCGCGAAUGGCGGCGGGGACGAGUGCGCGUGCUGCGUGCGCGACGGCGCCUGCCCUUGCGGCGACGUAGCGCCUGCGCGCUGCGCGCAGUGCGGCCUCGAGCAGUACUGCGCCAACAUGUGCAACAUAACCAUCGACUCGCGCGUCCUCAAGACCAAGUCAGGGAAGACGUUCGGGCAGAUCAAGUCGCCGUCGAUAGAGGGCCCUGGCGCCUGCUCGUACUUCCUCCAACCUGACGCCGGCCAGCGGGUAGAGAUACAGCUCUACCGGCUGGUCUCUGUUGGGAGGUUCAAUGGCAGUAGCUGCGUUGGCGGCUGGAUCCAGCUAGGCGGCGCUACGGCCGUGCGAGGCGCGGCGGGCGCGGCCGAAACUCGCCUGUGCGGCGCCAACGAGCGAUAUACGCCGCCUGUGGUGCUGUUCGCCGAUCACGGCGCCUCUACUUUAGAAUUUAGGAUAACAGAGAAGACUGUGCGGUCGCAGUUCCUGGCGUUCUUCAGCUUCACUUCUCUGAGCAACACCCAAGGGGUGGGGUUCCACCCGCGCGGGGGCUCCAGGAUACCGCACACAGAUUGCGACUGGAUGUACCAAGACGUGUCGUGUCGCGCGCCCGGCUCGUGCGUUCUGGCCAGUCCGGGGUACCCUGGAUUGUACCCGCCACAUCGCCGAUGCCGGUACCUGUUCGCCACCAACUCAGUGAACACGCGUGUCAAGAUCAUCUUCACCUCCAUACUGCUGCCUAGAAAUCACUGCGCCACAGACUAUCUAACUCUACGGGCUGGAAAUUCGCCGUCAGCGCCGCUGCUGGCUUCCCUGUGCUCAGAGAGGACGGCCAUUUUGGAGCAGCCUGGCCCGAAUUUAUUGCUCGAGUUUAACUCGGGCCCGUUAGUGCCGCCGUACGAUUACAACGGGUUCAUCGCGAAGCUGGAGUUCAUAGAGCGGGCGGACGGCAGCGCGCCCCCGCCUACUGUGGUGCCCGCCUCGCCGCCUCUAGCUGCGCUUACGCAUCACAUUCCGAAUGUGGACAGGGUGGCAGCGAUGGAAAGUAAUGUGGUGUCGAACGAGGUUUCCGCUAACAAUGGUGGCGGGCGAGUGGGGUGCGGCGCCACUGUGCGCGGCUACGGCCCGGGUGGCGCGCGCUCCGGGCACUUUGACACGCGCGCCAGCGGCUGGCGGACCCAGUGCGCAAUACACCUGCUGGGAGCACCCACCGACGUGGUUCAGGUGUCGCUGUUCAAUUAUAAUUUAAGGUUACAAAGCUGUCGAUCUCAUAUUGAGAUCUUGGAGGGGUUACAUGAAUUUGGAGCAAAAGGAGAUAGGGGGGAUCGGUCUGAACGGGGAGAUAGAGCACUGCUUUGGGUGUGCGGACCUUCUGUGAGGGAGGCUCGGGAUCCCUCGGGAAGAUUUUUACUGCGGCAAGCAGUAACAUCAAAGGGAGCAAACUUAACAAUCCUGGUUCGGAGAGCAGGCACACAAAGUGCUGAUGAAGAGGAAUUUGUAGAUGGUGCUUUUGCUUUUCAUGAUGAACUCCACGAAGGCACAGUGUCACCAGACGCUACUUGCGCGGCCACGCACUAUGGGCUGGCCUCGCCGAAGCACGGUGGCGUCUCCGCGCCAUCCCACCACCACAUAUUCUGGAACAUAGAAGAGAGACUGCAGUGUACCCAUCGCUUUAUCCCUGCUGCUAACCAGAGCGUCACUAUCGAGAUUCAGCGGUUAGACCGCAUGUGGAGCGCGGAGCUCACAGGCACGGUCGGCGCCGCGGGCUGCCGGACGGCUUGCGGCGACGCGGGCUGCGAGUGCCGGGCGAACACUCCGCUUCACUAUCACGAUCAUAUCGCGCUGGUGGCUGGCGACGGCACUCACUUAUCGUGCCUCUGCGGCGACUUCCAGGCGGCCUGGCUGCCGGUGGUCGUACGCAGCUGGACGAGCGUGCGGCUGGAGUACUCAGUGGCGCACUACACGUACGCCAGCCGCGGGUUCGAUUACGCGGCCGCGUACAGUUUCAACGACGACGCCAUGUGCGGUCAGCGCACAUACACCACUCACUCAGGUGAAAUAUCGUCGCGGAACGUGUCGGUGACGGGCAGCCUCAACGAGUUCUUCUAUCAGCAGUGCACGUGGGUCCUGGACUCGAACGUUGAAAGGCAGCUCUUCAUUGAUAUUUCCUCGGAACAAUGGCCUGUGCACAUAAUGAAGUCCUACAUUAUUCUAUUUCUUUUCUUUUAUAGGUUAGUAGCUCUGUCAAGACAACAGCCCCUAUACAGGAUACGCUGGCGGUCGCAGGUAGUCCGCUCCGGGACUCGGCUGGGACCUCCCACGCCCGCGCCCAUGCCGGCUUCUGCAGGCUCUGCCAGCCUGACAAGACACAGCCUCGCUAUCUUCAUCUUUGUCUCAUUGCUCAUCGCUCUCCAAAAACACACACUCGUGUACAGUGACGUCAUGUGCAAAACAAUAAGUGCUCGAUAAUCGUGUGUAAAACAAAAGCUGUAAAGUGUAAAAAGUGUAAACAGUGUAUUCGACAAUCACUCUUCAGUCGCCAGUUAUUCAAUUUGACGGUAUAUUGAUGACUGCGAGUGCAAAACUGACAAUGGCGACUGGAAGUUCAAAUUCC
Molecule: messenger RNA, 2788 nt
Organism: Ostrinia furnacalis (Asian corn borer)
Lineage: Eukaryota; Metazoa; Arthropoda; Insecta; Lepidoptera; Crambidae
Exons: 15
Coding region: 46-2643 (865 amino acids)
Cellular component (GO): plasma membrane
Source: RefSeq, a predicted model, not a curated record